Messenger RNA from Mya arenaria, 4266 nucleotides. RefSeq names its product E3 ubiquitin-protein ligase XIAP-like. Gene Ontology annotation, cellular component: nucleus; spindle microtubule; cytoplasm. The coding region runs from base 171 to 2474 and encodes 767 amino acids. Gene Ontology annotation, biological process: regulation of cell cycle. Lineage: Eukaryota; Metazoa; Mollusca; Bivalvia; Myida; Myidae. The record is from RefSeq and is a predicted model, not a curated record. The transcript is spliced from 16 exons.
CAAUACAUAAAAUAAUAUAAUGGCGUUGGCGGUAGGCGUUUUCUGACUAAUUGCGGACAAAAUAUAUACUGAUUGUUUAUUUGCCUUUUUAAAAGAAAGGUUGUGUGUUUGAAAGUAAUUAAAACGAGGAUUUGUGAAAGAGUGGGUAACCGUAGCUGAAUUUCUUUAAGAUGGAUUCCUGUUCCACUCAUCGAUCGGUUGCGUUGAACUUUUUUUCUUCGUUCAUCAUUGACAAUUUUCUACGGAUUCCCAUUGAACAGAUCGGGAAAGUACCUAUUGAUGACUCUCAUAAGAAUCAAAGGUCGAAAUACAUACCAAGAGCUGGAUGUAACGGUAUACUGUACAAAGCGCAAGAUGCAGUAACAAUCAAAAUUGUAAGAGAAUUUCCAAAAAACGACUCCAUGGAGAGAAUCCAGACCAUCACAAGCUUGUUAAAGAUAUUAGCUGAAGUUGAAUCUUUCGAUGGAAUUUACAUGAAAAUGGACGGGAUAUACUUAGUAUUUCAUUCUUCAAAGCAAUAUCAAAAGGAAUCAGAUGGUUACAGCAGUAUCCCUCUGGAAAUCGCCUGCCGUUUCUAUUCUUCUUUUUCCGUAUUUGUUCCUAGUAGCGGUAAAAAGGUUUGUAUCAAAAACCAAACUUCAUUUUUUCUUUUUGAAAGGCUAGAUGACUAUUUGAAGGCAAGUGAAGAUAAUAAGAAGUUUUUUGAAGCAAGGUAUGAGUUUAUGAAAAACAUCAGUGUACCUUUGAAAGACCUACAAACUUUUGUGAAUCUGAUUAUUAGUGAAGCUAAUAUAGUAUCAUUGGCAAGAUAUCUACGAGCUGAAACUGUAAGCAUACACCGAACGCAAAUGAUUGAUAGGAACGAAAUACGGACGCGGAUUUUAACUGCAGCCCCAGUACACAGGGAGAUUCACAAUAACCCUGUGACAAGAAGUUAUGAAGACACUGGGGACAAUCAGACACAUAACGACCAGCAGCCUUUUAACAGUAGUUUGUCAGCUUCGCACGAUGACCUUUCUAUUCGUUAUCCUCCUAAUCUGUAUCGUGCACCAGACUCGUUAGAUUAUAGAGCUACGACAGAUGGAGGAACAAACAGUUUUCAGAAUUUGAACAAUUCUCGUUCGAACGAGACAUCGCUGGCAACUGAGUACCAACAUUCAGUUGUUGCACAAGCAACGCCGGACGACAACGAAGUAAUCUUUCAAAGAUGUCUUCAUUCAGUUAGCAGUAUAGACGAACGUUCAUCAACGGAACAGAUAAGACAUAAUAUGUCAAGUGUCAACGAACAACAUAAGAUAUUCGAUAGACAUUCCGCUGGAAGAUUAGAACAGACUACAUCUCGACGGAGAGCGCGUUAUCCAGCAUACGGGGACAAUAUGACACGUCUAGGAAGCUUUGCGUCGUGGGGGAGGCAGCUACCAACCCCGUUUGACCUAGCUUUGGCUGGAUUCUUCUUCACUGGUGAAGACGACUUGGUAAGAUGUUAUGAAUGUGGAAUCGGGCUAAAAGAUUUCAGUGACGGAGACGACCCCUUGCAGGAACAUGCUCGUAACGCACCUAGGUGUCGAUUCAUUGCUGACUAUUUUGGAAGCCAGGCCGAUAUAGACGCUUACACUAGUCGAAUGGAAGACCCAGACGAGAUAAGAAGAAGGGGAUUAACUCGGUUUCUAAAUGAACAAGGUACUUCUGUGACACGGUAUAAAGCUAGGAGCGAGAGCUUCCGGUCAUUUGAUUCAAGACUUUCAUCGUACAGAACAUGGCCUACGACUACUGUUCAAAGGCCAUUUCAGCUAGCAGAGGCGGGCCUGUAUUAUACGGGCCGAGAUGACCAUGUUCGCUGUUUUGCUUGUGAUGGCGGUUUGCGGAGAUGGGAUCCGGAGGAUGACCCAUGGACCGAGCACUGCAAAUGGUUUCCGGCAUGUCCGUUCGCGCGGGAACAAAAGGGGGACGAAUACAUUGCUCUAGUUCAAGCUACCAUGGACAACGAUUUAACAUAUAGCGACCCAAAUGGUUGCAGUGAACAAACGAGUACCACACAGUCCAACACUGACCUAGUUGCAGGAAUGGGGAAUUUGGCAAUCGAUAGCACAGAUAUUAAAGAGCUUAGAAAAACAUGCACUGUGGACAUGGGGUUUUCUAAUACAGACUUUGACAAGGCGAUCUCUGACUUAGCUGGAAGAGGAAACUCGCGUCCGACCAUCGAAGACGUAAUUUCUGCAUUUGAGGUCCUUGGUCAGCUACAGGAAAACUAUACGGCAAAUCAAAGAAAAGGUACUGAAGAAAACUUACUUGAAGAAAACCAGCGUCUUCGCAGCAUGCUGCUGUGUUUUAUCUGCCAAAGAAACCAAGUGAACGCCUUAUACCUUCCGUGCACAGACCAUCGAUUGUGUAUGGAUUGUGCCAGAGAAUAUUCCACAACAUGCCCAGUGUGCCAAAGACCCGUCAAAGAUAUAAUUAAAACCUUUAUGAGUUAAGGAGAAAACGUGUGCCAUAAACAUGUUUGCUGAGGUCAAUCGGAGACGGACUUGGCUAGCCAACGAUCAUCCAACCAGUAUAUGGAUCGUAUGACCAAAGACUAGACGCAACUGACUACACGGGAAGUGGACCUAAGGGUGAACAGUUUUGGGGGAAAUGGGCGUAAAGCGCAUGAUGUGAAACCAAGUGGACAUACAUAUAAAGAUCCUGACAUAGAUUCGGAAGUUUUCUGUAAAAGGCGUUUCUGGUGGAUGCUGUUUCUAUUAACCUCAUUACAGGAUUUGGAUUAACAACACAACCCGGUUUCACGAGGAUGUCUACGACCAUGGACACGCUUAAAUCUUCAGCAAAACGAUUGAUAGAGGCUUCAAUAUCGCGAACUAUAUCGUUGAUGAACAUUAGAAAGAGUAGCGGGCCUCCUAUUGAUCCUUGAAACACCAUCUCAUAGCGGAAAAGAGGAAGACUCUUAGAGUAUAACGUGUUGAAUCCUAUUAUCUAGCAAGUCAAAGGAAUAUAUCCUUGCGAAUGUCUAUAGUAUGCAAGUGGAAAGUCCUUUUGCCAAACGCGGUCAAAUGCUUUGCUUAUAUCUAGUGAUGGGCAAUCGGCUUUAACUUCAUUAUCGAUUCAUUGGACAGACAAACCGAAUAACUAAUCGGAUUAAUAAAUCAAUAUGUUUCAUAUCAACUACCUCCGAUAAUCUGCUCACCACUACUUAUAUCACAGAAAACAAAACGAACCUUAGUCCCAUUACCAAGAGCCUAACAAAUGUACUAUAUACAGUCGCUAGUUGGUCUAUCGUUGAAUCAUGCGGUCUUAAACCAGUGAAAGUCGGAAGGAAUAUUGUUGUUCAAACGGUGAGCAUUAGAAUUUUGUUAACUGUCUCUUUGAAGAUCUUAGGAUUGAUAAAGGAUUAUAUUUGCUUGCUAAUUUAUAUUUCGCUUUCUUGUGGAUUUUGCACAUCUUCCCUAAGUCUGUAAAUGUAUCGAUCGAGGGCCAGAGUGUAUGAUAACAUGACCUUUUUGGUUUUUGGAACUCUGUUAUUUAAUUUGACUGGAACAAGAGCCUUAUCAAACGACAAAGAGCGUAGCAGAGCUUCGAUGACAUGUGGAUUGAACUUUUAUACUGAAUGGAAUGAAGAUAUGGCAUGUUUUGGAGGUGAUGGUUCGAUGAAAGGUUCCUUCAGUGAUUUGACUGGCAAAUGUGUUAUUGAAUGCAUCAGCCUCUUCGUCAACGGUAUAGAGAAUAUCAAAAAACAAACAAAUAAAGGUGCAUAUAAUAUGUGUUAGAGUAUGGAGAUAGGAAUCGUUCAACUGUAGACCACAAACCCUAAGUGUUUUUUUCUGAUCGAGCAUGGAUAACAUUCCCAAAUCUCUACAUUUGUCCAAAGGGAAAGGUCUAGGCGUUCGGUGUCCUUGUAUAUUCUUUUUCUCAUACGAGUAUGUUUCUUUACGUCUGCGGAGAAGCCAUCUAGAUUAUCGGGUUCUGAUAGCUACAUGUUUGUUUCGAACUGUUUAGCACCUACUUGUGUAUGUGUCAGAGUGAAGAAGCCAAGAAACUUAUAUAAUUAUGUCGUUUAAACGGAACGAGUCCACGUCCAAGCUAGAAAAACAUAUAUGUAAACAAAGACUAGUUUAAGAAACAAGCUUCGUUAAAUAAAUUUAAAGAACACACGCAGCUAAAAUAUCACCUAGUGUUUUUGAGAAAGACCAACUCAAUUGUAGAUGAUGUGUUGUCUGUAAAAUGUGUUAGUUCAUAAAUGCAUUGAGUGAGAUUUUACUGCUGACACAAUGA